CUCUCUCUCUCUCUCUCUCUCUCUCAGAACCAAAACCCUCGCCUUUAAUUCUCACACAAGAGCUCUCUCUCUCUCUCUCUCUCGCGCACACCGAAACCCUCUUGUAAUCGUGCGAGAGUGCGGGGACGCGGCGGAGGCGGCGGCGGAGGCGAUGAGAGGGUCGGCGGGGCGGCGUUGGUCGGCGGCGGCGGCGGCAUGGGUGCGGCGGCAGCCACCGAAGGCGAAGGCGUUCCUGGGGGUGGUGGCGGGCAUGGCGGCGCUCGUCCUCAUCCGCGCCCUCGUCCACGACCACGAUAACCUCUUCGUCGCCGCCGAGGCCGCCCACGCCCUCGGCAUCUCCGUCCUCAUCUACAAGCUUAUCAAGGAGAGGACCUGCGCCGGACUAUCCCUCAAGUCUCAGUAUUUAACAGCUCUCUUUCUAGCUGUUAGAUUAUACUGUAGUUUGGUUAUGGAAUAUGACAUCCAUACCUUGCUGGACAGUGCUACACUUGCAACUACUUUGUGGGUUAUAUAUAUGAUCCUUUUUAAACUCAAGGCGAGUUACAUGGAGGAUAAGGACAACUUUGCAAUACAUUAUGUGGUGUUGCCUUGUGCCUUGUUGGCCCUUCUUAUUCAUCCUUCAACAUCACAUAAUAUAAUAAACAGGAUCUUUUGGGCCUUUUGUGUUUACCUGGAAGCUGUUUCUGUGCUGCCUCAACUACGGCUGAUGCAAAAUACAAAGAUCGUAGAACCCUUCACAGCUCACUACGUGUUUGCGUUGGGAGUAGCUAGAUUUUUGAGUUGCGCACAUUGGGUUCUUCAGGUUUUGGAUACUCGUGGACGACUGUUGACUGCUUUAGGGUACGGAUUGUGGCCGCCUGUGGUUCUUCUCUCUGAAAUUGUCCAAACUUUCAUCCUCGCGGAUUUCUGCUAUUAUUAUGUUAAGAGUCUUGUAGGCGGGCAAUUGGUUCUACGUCUUCCUUCCGGAGUGGUGUAACAGAGGAGAAACGUUCGCUGCUUCUCAGGUUUAGUAUAUUCUGAAAUAACAACUCAAAUUGGAGGUAGGUGUCCUUUUAAUCUUGUAUUCCCUUCGUCAGUCGCGAGAUUUGAGCUACAUCUUGUGAUAUUUUGAGGUAUAAAUCAAUUGCAGUAAGUUGUACCAAAUCUUAAAUAUAAAAAUGUAGAUAUUUGGAAGGGGGGAAAUGAGUAAAACUAGAAGAGCUUAGCAAUCGCAUUUUUAACACCUAUGUGAUUGAUUGCAUGCAUAUUUAUAUGCUUCAGGGUGCUUAUUUGUGUGUAUUUGGAUUCGCGAGCCGUAUUUGUGCUGCUUGGGCUAAUAAUUAGGUUAAUUUGAGGUUUGUUUCCAAAUGUUGAUAACUUGACCUAAACUGUUACAAAAGGUCUUCCAUGUGA
Molecule: messenger RNA, 1392 nt
Organism: Ananas comosus (pineapple)
Lineage: Eukaryota; Viridiplantae; Streptophyta; Magnoliopsida; Poales; Bromeliaceae
Product: putative ER lumen protein-retaining receptor C28H8.4
Exons: 6
Coding region: 152-976 (274 amino acids)
Biological process (GO): protein retention in ER lumen
Cellular component (GO): membrane
Molecular function (GO): ER lumen protein retrieval receptor activity
Source: RefSeq, a predicted model, not a curated record